UUUCAUCCUUCGACAAAUUCAGAGUAUUCUUUAUCCCAGCAAGACUACAUCUACGAAGGUAGUGUGUUCGCUAGUGUGGUCUCCCAAAAUACGGUAAGCAUACUCCUGAGUGAUCAAUAUUCAGUAUCUAGGCUACUUAACUUCUAAACUGGGUUUUAUUGCACUAGUGGAACGUAUUAAUCCAUAUCUUUGUUUGAUGAUUUCAAAAAUUAGCAACUUACAGUUUUAUAGGAUUUCCAGCUUUCGUCAAAAGAGAUGAAUUACUUCGCUAAAAACAAAGAAUUUUAUUCAGAAAUAAUCGGAUCAAAUUGAAUUGAAUCCAAAAGUGAGAAACUACCUACAGCUCUUGACAACAAUGGUUGAUUCUUGAUGCAGCCAAGAGAUAAAGGUCAUAAGCUUCAAGGCUUUUCGUCUACUGUUACACAGCCUGCAAUAGAGGAUUCAUCAUUAAGGAAUCAGGUAGAUGUGAUUGCUCAAGAUAGAAAUCUUGGUAGUAGUGUUAGCCCUGACUCCUCUCCACCAUCCCAGGAAGGCAACAAGCAUUUGAGACUUCUUCAAAACACAACUAGAUAUGACCAAAAUCUAAGAGACUACCUCAGGUUUUGCAGGAAGUUCUUUCUACAAUUCUUUAAAAACCACAACCCUGAAAUCGUUCGGAAGAGGUACAUUAACUGACCGAUGAAGCAGGUCCUUCAAAGUACAACUCUCACUCUUUCCAGGGUUAUGGCCGAUGAAGAAAUGACUCCCAGCCUGGCUUAUUUCUUAGUAGGCAUUUUGAGCCUAAAGAGUCCAUCUAGAAUGAGAUGCUCUUCUGAAGUCAAGAAGGAAAUUCGGCUAUUUUUAGAAACAACAAGGAAGUUCUCCAUGACAAAGUUCAGAGCAAUAAUGAAGUCUCCGAAUCUUCAGACAUUAGUGAAGCAUUUGGCAAACCACUGUGAUGACCCAAGGGCUUUAAAACUCAGAGAUGCAUUGGAAUGCCUCCCAAAAUAA
Molecule: messenger RNA, 990 nt
Organism: Moneuplotes crassus
Lineage: Eukaryota; Ciliophora; Spirotrichea; Euplotida; Euplotidae
Source: the annotation of a GenBank genome assembly